Bipolaris sorokiniana ND90Pr is the source of this 894-nucleotide messenger RNA. RefSeq lists its product as uncharacterized. Gene Ontology annotation, cellular component: RNA polymerase II transcription regulator complex. The transcript has 3 exons. NCBI's taxonomy places the organism in Eukaryota, Fungi, Ascomycota, Dothideomycetes, Pleosporales, Pleosporaceae. The record is from RefSeq and is a predicted model, not a curated record. The coding region runs from base 1 to 894 and encodes 297 amino acids. Gene Ontology annotation, molecular function: DNA-binding transcription activator activity, RNA polymerase II-specific; transcription cis-regulatory region binding.
AUGGACUACAACUUCUACACCGCGCCCCAGCAGCCAUACUCGCACCUCAUCGGCGUUGGGCCUCACGCCUUUCCUCACUCGGGCCUCGAGCAGGACACGACACACAGCACCGAACCUCUUGACGCCGUCCUGUUUCCUUCUGCCUACGAUGCUACUGGUUUCACCAACGGCUUGCCGACCCCGCAACAGGAGUCCCCAGAAAACGCAGCAAACACUCCCAUGGCUGUCGGUAGCGUAGACUCGGGCAUUGGCGCCGAAUUCGAUGAUGGCCGGAUAAGCCGGGCGAGGAGCAGCAGUGAAGAGAAGGAUAACCUAACGCCUGCUCAGAGCAGGCGCAAGGCUCAGAACCGCGCUGCUCAGCGUGCCUUUCGUGAGCGCAAGGAGCGUCAUGUCAAGGAGCUCGAGACCAAGCUCUCCGCCCUCGAGUCCAGCACCCACUCGUUGCAGUCAGACAAUGAGCGCCUCAAGGCUGCCCUGCAGCGCGCCCGCACCGAGAACGAGAUCCUGCGUGCCACCAGCGGCCACUCGCCUUCGUCCCCACCACAGCCAGUAACUGCAAGCUAUCCCUCGCCCGGCGCCCACCUCCUCCUCGAAGGCCAUGAAAAGGCCGAAGAAUACAACGUUCAGCCCCUGCCCAACGGCUCCGUUAUCAACGCCGCUGGCAAGGAACACUCGCGUCAGGGCGCAAGGGGCAAAGAGGUCCCUGCCGCAAAGGCCUGGGAUCUUAUUCAGUCACAUACUCUCAUCAAGCAGGGCCUUGUAGACGUGGCCGAUGUCUGUGAGCGGCUUAAAGGCUCGGCCAAGUGCGAUGGCCAUGGCCCCGUCUUUGAAGAGAGUGCCAUUUGGCAGGCCAUUGACGAGUCACGGCGCUGCGGAGGUGAUGAAUUGAUAUGA